AUGGCGAACAGUGUUGCUUCCCGAGCGGUGUUGGCUGCCAAGAACACAGUGAUGGUUCGUGAGAGUAUCGAUAAGAAGGAGGACGAAGCCGUGAAGUAUUGGAGUGAACGCAAGGAGAGCAUCGAGAAGGAGAUAGGUGACCUAAGUCGUCAAGCAGAUGAGUACAGGAGAAUGUUGGAUGAGAUUGACAAGAAAAUCAGCCGCGGAAUCGGACAGGGUUCCCAGGAGGCUGUUGUGGGAGAGAAACUCAACGAGUUUCCUGUUGAUGUCGAUACUGCGAAACCAGUCGAGUCACGAGAGCGCCUGGCCGCCCAAUUGAGGCUACUCGAAGUCUUUGGCUCUUCUGAAGCUAUAAUCUGUGAGCAAGGAACCUGCAAGCUAAAGCUGGUACCGCGUCACCACGCGCAGAUCGAAUCGACAGAGGGCUGGGCAGUCGGAGACUUUGACUUGACGACGUCUGUUGAGGAUAAUUGGAAGAAGCUUGCAUCCAUGUUGGGGGCCUAA
This is a messenger RNA of Perkinsus marinus ATCC 50983, 504 nucleotides long. RefSeq lists its product as hypothetical. The transcript has 4 exons. The coding region runs from base 1 to 504 and encodes 167 amino acids. The record is from RefSeq and is a predicted model, not a curated record. NCBI's taxonomy places the organism in Eukaryota, Perkinsozoa, Perkinsida, Perkinsidae.